ACAGUUUCCGACGAGUUUCGAGUAUAUAGUAACUCUAUUAUGGUAUUCAAUAUGUUUAUAUGUGUAUCUAAGAUCUUUUUGUGAAUGCAAACAAAGUUUCCUAUUAGAAGUUUAGACAAAUAAUGUUUAGUAUAUAAAACGAUGUUCACCAACUCUGAUUAGUACGAGAUUUUUGGAAAAGAGCCCAAUAACAAAGCCAUGCGGUCUUACCUCUUAAGCCCAAAGUGGACAAUAUCGUAUUAAUCGGCUGAUAUGGGCUCGAGAAAACCCAACAGAUCUGAAUUUUGCAACAUGAUAAUUUGUUAGAUUUGUUUCCUUUGGUUAGGAUUAGGUAUGAUCAUUUAUAUGUGGUUCUGAUUCUUUAAAGAUAUGUAACAGACGCCGAUGAAACAAUUAUUUUGAUUCCGUGGCGACGGAUUUUGCUUCUGCAACAAAUUCUUGAUUUUGCGUUGGUAGCCUUAGCAACAAGAAGCAAACACAAAAAUGGUCGAGACGCGAGCUCAGCAUCGAAGGCGAGUGACAUCACAGACAUGGGGUAAGGUAGAAGGUGCCGAAGAUGUGUUUCAUGACAUCUUAUCUCGACUGUCAGUAAGGUCUAUCCGUUCAUUCAAAACGGUUAACAGAUACUGGCAUGCCUCAAUUAGCAACAAACAUUUUGCUACAAAACAGCUAGCUCAGUCGAGAAAGAAGCCCUCAUACAUAGCUUGUCCUAGAGCAGACAAGGCUAUGAAGUUGUACUUGUUGAAGCCAGGGAAGUUCAACUAUCGACACCAUGCUACAGUUGAUCCUCCGGGAAGAAGCGCCGAUCACAACAUGCACAUGAUAGCAUCGUUCAAUGGAUUAGUAUGCUGCAUCAACCAACUCUCUGAUGAAAAUGAAGAUCAUCAGAUAUGGAUUUGCAAUCCCUCUACUGAAGAGACUAUGCUUCUUCCUCAAGGCAGACCAUCUGUUUGGACUGAACCAAGUAUUGGAGUUGCAUAUGGUCCUGACAUUAGCGACUACAAAAUUUUCAGCAUAUUCUGUGUGGGCAAGAGAAACGCUGGAAAAGGGGAUUAUCUCUACGAAUGUGAGGUGUAUUCAUCUAGCAGUGGUGCGUGGAGGGGCAUCGGCCCUGUGCUUCAUCUUCCAAUGUAUGUUUGCUUCAGUCCACACAGAUCCGCUCAUGUCUUUGCAGGAGGGAAGAUCUACUGGCUGGUUUCUCUGGACGAUCCUGCAGGUAUAAUGCUCUCUGUGGAUAUGGAGGAGAACUUCGAAGUUAUGGAGCUGCCUUACUAUUCAACAGACCUGCGUUACGAAGACAGGAUAACAGUUACGACGUAUCUGAUAAACCUGGGAGGAUCUCUGUCACUGGUAGUUCUACAUGUGGGUUCCUUUGACGUAUGGGAGUGGAAAGAAGCUAGUUGGGUACUUGUAAUCGAAGAUUAUUUGCCAUUCAUGCACUUUUGUGAAAUUGUAUUAUUCAUGACCUCGUUAGAGAAGGAGAUCCUGUUUGUGACUGAGUCGCGCUUGUGGACUUAUCAUUUGGAUACUAGAAAGUGGAAAAAAAGGGGCAGGCCUCCUACUCGAUUUACGAAUCCUGCUAUCUUCCCCUUCACCGAAAGCCUUCUUCCAUGCAAUGGAGGGGUGAGGCUAGAAGGAAGGUGAAGAAGAGUACUUAUCAUCUCUGGCUUGUUGGUGGUGCUUUGAUUUAUCUUGCAGAGGCUGUGUGUUUCUCACUGGAUAGAUACUCUUUUUAUUUUUCCGUUCUAAAACUUUUCAUUUCGUUUAAGGUUUCUGGUGAGAAGCUGACUAUUAGUGUUGUUGUGGCACUCUGUUUCCAUUUGUUUCUUACUUAAGAUUCUGAAAUGUGCUUUCUUAUUACUCAGAAUAACAUCCAGUAUUAUCAACCUGUUACGGUUUUCUAAAUU
Messenger RNA from Brassica napus (rape), 1907 nucleotides. Its product is annotated as F-box protein At5g07610-like. The transcript has 3 exons. The record is from RefSeq and is a predicted model, not a curated record. NCBI's taxonomy places the organism in Eukaryota, Viridiplantae, Streptophyta, Magnoliopsida, Brassicales, Brassicaceae. Bases 484 to 1644 code for a protein of 386 amino acids. Gene Ontology annotation, molecular function: protein binding.